AUUGUUUAAUUGUUCACUUUGACAUAUUAUUCUGGUCCCACUCUUUCUGUCAUAGAUGUCACAUUUCACGUAAAUCCAUUUUAUUAAAAUGGCACAUCUGACAAAAUUCUCGUGUAAUCUGGCGCAAACGAUCGACAAGCUCAAUUCAACCCCGAUUCGAAGGAAUUUCUGUAGGGUAUACAAACCUCAGAGAAUUGACAAUACUUUAAAUAUCGAGCACGAAGGGAAUAGUUCCAUUAAUAAAGGAACCAAAGAAAACUUAGAGUGUCCAGUUUCGCUAAUCAAUGAAGCUGUCCAGAAGAGUAAGUUGAGUAAGGUGAACCCGCUUGAUUCGAUUAAGGGACCAUGUCAAAUUUGCAGAGAUUCUUCGAAGGAAACCGAAUUUUCAAAGGAAAAGGAGAAGAUUAGGGCAUUCAAGAUCAGGACGCAGAAAUCGAUAAUGCAGAAGAAAUUAGGCCUGUAAUUUUUUUAAUUUGUCAUAUUUUUGAGUAAAUGACUUUUUGCAUGGAAUAUUA
Molecule: messenger RNA, 515 nt
Organism: Aethina tumida (small hive beetle)
Lineage: Eukaryota; Metazoa; Arthropoda; Insecta; Coleoptera; Nitidulidae
Exons: 4
Coding region: 89-463 (124 amino acids)
Source: RefSeq, a predicted model, not a curated record